This is a messenger RNA of Lucilia cuprina (Australian sheep blowfly), 1082 nucleotides long. RefSeq names its product 39S ribosomal protein L15, mitochondrial (gene mRpL15). The transcript is spliced from 2 exons. Gene Ontology annotation, cellular component: mitochondrial large ribosomal subunit. The record is from RefSeq and is a predicted model, not a curated record. Gene Ontology annotation, biological process: translation. NCBI's taxonomy places the organism in Eukaryota, Metazoa, Arthropoda, Insecta, Diptera, Calliphoridae. Gene Ontology annotation, molecular function: structural constituent of ribosome. The coding region runs from base 124 to 993 and encodes 289 amino acids.
UUUGGAGUUUUUUUGUAAAAGUGUGGUUGUUUCUCGUCGGUAUUUCGUUUUUCUUUAGCAGUGAAAUUAUUUAAUAAAAAUUUAAAUAUUGUAUUAAAUAUUCUGUAAAUAGCUAUAAAUAAAAUGGCUCAUAUAAGAGAAACAGCCGACAAGGCUUUAAAAAUGCUGCGCACUUUGCCUAGAGUACAAAUUGGCAAUUUAAGACCCAAUCCAAAUUCUAAACAAAAUGAUAAAAGAGGUCGUGCCCAGCAUGGUGGUGAUAAACAUGGUGCCGGCAACAAAGGUUCCGGUCAGAGACAAAAUUUCAUGCGUCUCGGUUAUGAAACAGGCAAUACACCCUUCUAUAUACGUUUUCCCUAUGAACCCUACUAUAAGGGACAUCAUCUGAGAAGACAAUAUCCCAAGAUUUCCUUGUUACAAUUGCAAGUUAUGUUGGACACCAAUCGCAUCGAUGCCAAACAGCCUAUAGAUUUGACUACUCUUUGUAACACCGGUUUGGUUAGUUUCAAUCCUGCCUCCAUGGAAUUUGGUUUUCAAUUAACUGAUGAGGGUGCCGAUAAAUUUAAGACCAAAAUAUGUAUUGAAGUGCAGCAUGCUAAGGAAUCGGUUAUAGCGGCCAUAGAACGUAAUGGUGGUGUUAUACGUACCGCUUAUUAUGAUCCCAGAAGUUUACAUGCUUUAAAAAAUCCCGAAAAAUGGUUUGAAAAGGGUGUACCUAUACCCAAGAGAUUGUUGCCACCACAAGACGCUAUAGGUUAUUAUUCGUCGGCGGAAAAUCGUGGUUAUUUGGCAGAUCCCGAAGAAAUCAGUAAACAUCGUUUGGUUUUAGCUCAAAAAUAUGGUUAUGAAUUGCCCAAAAUAGAAGAGGAUCCAGACUAUGAAAUGCUUACUAGCAUGAAGGAUGCUAGACAAUUGUUCUAUGGUUUAGAACCCGGUUGGGUGGUUAAUCUUAAGGAUCAAACUAUUAUAAAACCCAAAGAAAGCAUGCAAUAGAUAACGUGUAAACUUCUACUUUAUAUUAAAUAGUUCUUGUUAAAAAUAUGCAUAAAAUAAAUGUUUAAAAAAAACUUUAUAUAAAUCAA